This is a messenger RNA of Arachis duranensis, 3087 nucleotides long. RefSeq lists its product as uncharacterized. NCBI's taxonomy places the organism in Eukaryota, Viridiplantae, Streptophyta, Magnoliopsida, Fabales, Fabaceae. The coding region runs from base 1 to 3087 and encodes 1028 amino acids. The record is from RefSeq and is a predicted model, not a curated record. The transcript has 4 exons.
AUGGCGCUUCUGAAAAAGUUAGUAUGGGAUUGUCUAAAUAAUAGCGAAAAGUUGUUGGUGCAGCUUGGCUUACAUGAUGCUUUACCGACUGAGACCUUUCGAUUCAAGCAGCAUUUAGCUUCUUCAGAUAUGUGUAAGAGAUGUAACAAGAAGCAGGAAACAAUGGAGCAUUGCCAAUACUGUGAAGGAUCAAAAGCAAUUUGGCAUAUGUUAGAUCCUAGUAUCAUGAACUCGACGGCUGUUACUGAUCUUGAAAAGCGGUUUCGGAAGGCCUUGGCUGAUAAUGAGGCGUCUUUUAGUGUAGGACUUUGGUGGAGUGAAGUUAGAGGGGGGCAGUUUAGACUUGCCAGAGCAGAACAAUUUGCAGAAACAUUGGAGGAUUGUGGGCUGUUUGAUAUGGGGACUAUUGGGAGAAGAUUCACUUGGUACAGGAAGGUAAAAGGUGGGGUGCAGGUGGCUAAGAAGCUUGAUAGAGCAGUCAUCAACCAGGCCUGGCGACUAAUGUUUCCGAAGGCUUAUACUGAGGUGCUGGCGCGCUUUCACUCUGAUCAUUACCUGUUGUUCACUAGGUGCAAGAUGGCAGAGAGGGCUACCAAGGGCCAUCGUCCGUUCAGAUUCCAGGCUGCAUGGAUGACUCAUCCUCUUUUUAGGAAUGUUGUUGAUACAGCUUGGAAUAGAGGAGCUCUGGAUGUAGUCAAAUGUUUGUUGGAGGUUCAAAAAGAUGCAACUAGCUUCAAUAAAAAGGUUUUUGGCAAUGUUUUUGUUAAGAAAGGGGAGUUGGAGAGGCUUUUGAAUGACGUUCAGAUUACUCUGGAGAGUCGGGAGGAUCAACAGCUUAGGAUCAAAGAGCAAGUUUUGCAUCAAGAACUGAAUGCUGUCCUUCUUCAAGAAGAGCUGUUGUGGUAUCAAAAAUCUAGAGAACAAUGGAUGAGAUGUGGAGACAGAAAUACAAAAUUUUUUCAUCUGCAGACAGUUAUCAGGAGAAAGAGGAACAAAAUUCAUGGGUUAUUUUUGGAGGAUGGGUCUUGGGCCACGGAGACUACGACUCUAGAAAUGGUGGCAAAUUCUUUCUUUCAAAAACUCUUUUCUACAAGGGAGGAUAUUGACCUGGACGCCAUGGGGCCUUUUCCUUGCCCGUCUCUUAGUACUGAGGCUUGUCAGAAGUUAGUGGAACCGGUGACGUCUAAAGAGGUUAAAAGAGCUGUGAUGACCAUGAGUUCGUUUAAAGCUCCAGGGCCAGAUAGAUUUCAAGCAAUUUUCUACAAAGAGUUCUGGGACUCUCUUAGCAACGAUGUGUGUGGACUGGUCAAGCGAGCCUUUGAGGGUGAGCCAAUGAAUGCGGCUAUUUUCGAUACUCUCAUUGUUCUAAUUCCUAAAGUGGAAGUUCCCUUUUCCUUACGGGAGUUUCGGCCUAUUAGCUUAUGUAAUGUAAUUUAUAAAAUUGUCACAAAGGUUCUAGUUAACAGGUUCAGACCUUUCCUGUCAGAGAUCAUUGGUCCUUUGCAAGGAGGGUUCAUUCCAGGAAGAGGAACCACAGAGAAUAUUAUCAUUGCUCAGGAGAUUAUGCACUUCAUGAGGAACACCAAGUCUCGAAAAGGGACCAUGGCAUUCAAGAUUGAUUUGGAAAAAGCUUAUGACAGGCUAGACUGGCAUUUUUUGGAAGCUACUUUGGUCCGGUUUGGGUUUCUAAAGGCUACCAUUAAUCUUAUAUUGAAUUGUGUGACUUCCUCUUCAUUGGCAGUUUUGUGGAAUGGGAACAGGCUCCAAAAUUUCAAUCCGAAGAGAGGGUUGAGGCAAGGAGAUCCUAUGUCUCCUUAUCUAUUUAUACUUUGUAUGGAAAUGCUUGCCUGCUUUAUCUCUCAUAGAGUUUCCCAAGGUUUGUGGAACCCAGUUGCGAUUUCUAGGAACGGACCACGACUCUCUCAUUUGAUGUUUGCAGAUGAUCUUUUUCUUUUCUGUAAGGCAUCAAAAGCUCAAGUAAUAGAGGUCAUGCAUUGUUUGGACUUGUUUUCUAGAGCGUUAGGUUUAAAGGUAAAUCUUUAUAAGUCAAAGGCCCAGUGUUCCAAGAGAGUGUCGGAGAGGAGAAAAAAGGUUCUCUCAGGGGUCUCUAACUUUCAGUUCUGUAAUGAUUUGGGUAAAUACCUGGGAAUUAACAUCGGUCAUGCCAGAGCUUCCAGGAAGACGGCUCAGGAGGUUCUGAAGUAUAAAUAUCUCAGGAAUCAAUCUGGUAUGAACGGAAACAGUAGAAAUUCUUCAUCGGCUACCUGGAAGAACAUUGUUAGUGCCUAUGAGCAUCUCAAGGAAGGGCUUCAUUGGAAUAUUGGAGAUGUCCACAAAUCAGUUUGGUAUGAUGAGUGGACUCCUUUUGGUAAGCUUUCCAACCUUGUUCCUUAUGUACAUAUUUCUGAAUCAGAUUUCAUGGUAGCUGACUUGUGGAAAGGGGUGUCUUGGGAAGUUGAUAGUCUUACCACGCCUAUUCCGCAUGAGAUUAAGCAGUUUAUUUGUAGUCUGAGAUAUCCUAGUUCGACUGAGUUGGAGCCACAGUGGGAGUGGUGGCUUGCAGCAACAAAAAAGUAUAGUGCAAGGGAGGGUUACAGAUGGUUAUUAAAGAAAACAUUAAAUUGGAAUGCCAAUAGUAAUUGGAACUGGUUGUGGAACACAAACAUUCCAGAGAAGUUCAAAUUUACUAUGUGGCUUGGCUUACAUGAUGCUCUACCAACUGAGACAUUUCGAUUCAAGCGGCAUUUAGUUUUUUCAGAUAUGUGUAAGAGAUGUAAUAAGGUGCAGGAGACUAUGGAGCAUUGCCUUAGAGACUGUGAACGAUCAAAGGCAAUUUGGUAUAUGUUGGAUCCUAGUAUCCUGGACUCGACGGCUGGUACUGCUCUUGAAGAGUGGUUUCGGAAGGCCUUAGCUAACAAUGAGGCGUCCUUUGGUGCAGGACUUUGGUGGGUAUGGAGACAUAGGUGCAAUGACAUAUUCAAUACUGACAACCCUUGGACAGACCACAAGGUUGUUGCCUUGGCCAGAAUUACCGCUAAGGAUUUACAGGUUUGCAGGAAUCGAAACAAUGCCUUUAGGUCUCUCUGA